Manis pentadactyla (Chinese pangolin) is the source of this 3047-nucleotide messenger RNA. RefSeq names its product zinc finger and BTB domain containing 24 (gene ZBTB24). The record is from RefSeq and is a predicted model, not a curated record. NCBI's taxonomy places the organism in Eukaryota, Metazoa, Chordata, Mammalia, Pholidota, Manidae. Gene Ontology annotation, biological process: regulation of transcription by RNA polymerase II. Gene Ontology annotation, molecular function: protein binding; DNA-binding transcription factor activity, RNA polymerase II-specific; RNA polymerase II cis-regulatory region sequence-specific DNA binding. Gene Ontology annotation, cellular component: nucleus.
CGGGCCCCGCGCAGCGCCCGGCGGCCGCCAGAGCACCCCGUGCCGCCCUCCCGGCGGGCCCAUGCGCCCUGCGUUGCCGCCUCAUUGCAGCCGCCCCGGCGUUCCCUCCUCCACGUGCGCAAUACUUCCUGGCUUCUAAGGAAAAUGGCAGAAACCCCAGCCGAGGCUUCCGGGCGGCUUGUGCUGCACUCCGACGCUCACAGUGAGGUUGUGCUGGCCAGGUUUGAGGAUCAGAGGAGGAAAGGCUUUCUCUGUGACAUUACUUUAAUCGUGGAGAACGUGCAUUUCCGGGCCCACAAAGCCUUGCUUGCUGCCAGUAGUGAAUACUUCUCAGUGAUGUUUGCUGAGGAGGCGGAGAUCGGUCAGUCCAUUUAUAUGCUGGAAGGCAUGGUGGCCGACACGUUUGGUGUCCUGCUGGAAUUUAUCUACACGGGUUGUCUCCAGGCCAGUGAGAAAAGUACAGAACAAAUCCUGGCUACCGCUCAGUUCCUGAAAAUCCACGACCUGGUAAAGGCUUACGCGGACUUUCAGAAUAAUCAUUGUUCCCCAAAGCCGACAACUUUGAACACGGCGGGUGCUCCAGUGGUUGUUAUUUCUAAUAAGACAAAUGAUCCCCCAAAGCGGAAACGGGGAAGACCUCGGAAAGUCAGGAGUUUGCAGGAGGGGAGAUCGGAAUUGGCCGCCGAGGAAGACAUACAGCUGAGAGUGAACAAUUCAGUUCAGAAUAGGCAAAACUUUGUGGCCCAGGAGGGAGACAGUGGCCUGCUGAAUGACCAGCUGCCAGGGAAAGAAGUGGAAGAGUCUGUGUCUGCUGGUGAGCCAGGCAGAGCGGAGGAAGUGCCGGCUGAAGACGACGAGAACUCUGACCCUAAGACCCAGGAUGGGCAGGAGGGCCAGAGUCGGUGCGGCAGGCGGAGGCUGCGGAGGUCCAUCAAGCUCAAAGACUACAGACUUGUUGGGGAUGAAGAUGACCAGGGCUCCGCCAGGAGGGUCUGUGGAAGGAGGAAGCGCCCUGGCGGCCCCGAGGCCUGUUGUAAAGACUGUGGCAAAGUGUUUAAGUACAGCCACUUUUUAGCCGUCCACCAGAGGAGCCACACAGGGGAGCGACCUUUCAAGUGUAAUGAGUGUGGGAAAGGCUUUGCCCAGAAGCACUCGCUGCAGGUCCACGCCAGGAUGCACACAGGCGAGCGGCCGUACGCCUGCACCGUGUGCAGCAAGGCGCUCACCACCAAGCAUUCGCUGCUGGAGCACAUGAGCCUGCACUCAGGACAGAAGUCUUUCACCUGUGAUCAGUGCGGAAAGUAUUUCAGCCAGAAAAGACAACUAAAGAGCCAUUACCGAGUUCACACAGGCCGCUCACUGCCGGAGUGCGCUCACUGCCAUCGCAAGUUCAUGGACGCGUCGCAGCUGAGGAAGCACCUGCGAACCCACACAGGUGAGAAACCCUUCACUUGUGAAAUCUGUGGCAAAUCUUUCACGGCCAAGAGUUCUCUGCAGACCCACAUCAGGAUCCAUCGGGGAGAGAAGCCGUACUCCUGCGGUAUAUGCGGCAAAUCCUUCUCCGACUCCAGCGCCAAGAGGAGGCACUGCAUUCUGCACACGGGCAAGAAGCCCUUCUGCUGCCCCGAGUGCAGCCUGCAGUUCGCCCGCCUGGACAACCUGAAGGCUCACCUGAAGGUCCACAGCAAAGAGAAGCACGCGCCGGACGCCAGCAGCGCUUCCGGCAGCAGUAGUACCGACGAGGUCAGGAAUAUUCUUCAGCUGCAGCCGUACCAGCUGUCCACGUCUGGGGAGCAGGAAGUCCAGCUGCUCGUAACUGAUUCCGUCCACGACAUCAGUUUCGUGCCUGGUCCCAGCCAGGGAAUCAGCAUCGUCGCUGCAGAGAGCUCCCAGGGCAUGACCGCGGCCCACGCGGCCGACCUCACCCUGCUCACGCAGCAGCCGGAGCAGCUGCAGGGUCUGAUUCUGUCGGCUCAGCAGGAGCAAACAGAGCACAUUCAGAGCCUCGGUAUGAUUGGAGGCCAGAUGGAGGCCUCACAGGCCGAGCCGGUGCACGUGAUCACGCUCUCCAAGGACACCCGACAUCUUCUCGCCCAUCAAGAACAAGCAGGGGCUCCAGCUGGCUGCGGCGUCGGGCCCUGCUCAGCAGCUGCCACUGCCGCAGGCGCCCACUGCCCCGCCGGCCCCCCACCCGGGGCCCCAGCCCGCACCCCUCGGCCAGGAGCCCAGCUGAGCGCGCCGUGUCCCGCAGCCACGUGAAGCCAGCCGUCUGCAACGCUGCUCACUGUCCUGGAGACGCGACAGUGCCUCCUCCCGGCCACACGUGCGUGUCCACGUCUUGCCCCUGCGCUGGUUGGGACGUAGUGUCUCAGCGUGGACGGAUGGGUUCCCUUCCCACCCGCUGCAUCUCUUAAUAGAGACGUGGGUGAAUCUUCCUUGGGGGCCUUGAUGUGGACUUUGGGUAAGGAUUAAAUGCCCACAGCAUGGGCUUUGGUCUUGCUGACCUUUCCGGCUACAUUUUUUAUUUCAGAACAAAGGGAAUCGUGUUGGGUGAGUGGAGCAGAAAGGUUAGUCUGCUGUCAGCCUCUUCAGCAGGGCAAGUCUGGGGAGUCCGUCAGUAACUUCGGUCCCCUAAGACGGAGGAAGUCGCUCAGCAUUCACUCUUUGUGAGGGACAGGAGGGUCCUAGUGCCGUGUAGCAGGUAGAUUCAAAGACGUGUAAACUACAUACUAUUUUAACUCAGAAUUCAUAUGACAAGAAACCAUAAGCAUAGAACUGUUUUUUAAAUUCUGAACUCAGCUUUUUUCUGAGAAACAUGGAUUCACAUAUAUUUUUUAAAAGCAGGUCAUUGAAAAUUUAAAUGUCUGAUUAAAGUACGGAAUUGGCUCAAGACACCACGAAUGAAUUAUGAAUCUCCAUCAGCAACGACACUUGAUCUUCUUGAUGAAGUUAACGCUUUCUCAAUUAUCUUGGAAUAUAAAAUUUUAUUCAGUGUAAUUUAAAGUGUCAAAUACACUACUGAAUUCUAAGUGAUCUCUGAAAAUGUU